Messenger RNA from Cyclocybe aegerita, 2091 nucleotides. The record is from the annotation of a GenBank genome assembly. NCBI's taxonomy places the organism in Eukaryota, Fungi, Basidiomycota, Agaricomycetes, Agaricales, Hemipholiotaceae.
AUGGACGAUGCCACCGUAUUGGAGUACGAAAUGCCGGGAGAAGGAUACAACUUUCGAGACGUGACGGGCCUUUUUGAGCAGGCGAGCGCUGAAAUAGAACCGGAUACAGCGCUCUUCAUGGAAAACUUCACGCUGCAAGAAGCGAUGAGUGCUCUUGAGAUUGGUGAACCCCGACUGGAUAGCGGCCUGAUCCCGAAGGAACAGCAAGGGCCUAUCUUUGAUCCUCUUACACCACUGCUACCGGAGGAAGUAUGUUGGAUUAUGGAUCGAGCAAUGGCGUACGAGAUGGAGUUCCAUGCAGGCAAUUUUCUCGCGCAUACGGUUCAUGCUUUGCUCUACGUACAUCACCUGCAAGACAUGGAGCCCGAUCUCAUAGUGCCACAGCCGGUUUUCUCCAGCGAUCCCUCACGACCUAUUGAGCUUAUCACUCUGGUUCUUCGAGCUGCGGUCCAAGGACUACUGAAAUGCUGCGAUAUUACCUGGAGAGAGCUGGCGAAGGGUCCUCUGUACGAUACAGAGGACUGGCAAGGGGACAAAUGCGAGGUUUCCCUCCUAGAAGGCGUGCCAACACACUUCGUGAUCUCAGGACUUGAUGACGCGUUUACGUGGCUUGCCCAUGCUCACGACAUUCCAUCGAACUGGAAGACGGCGCUGCAGAUUCGGGUUCUCUUCCGCAAAACUCUCCUUCAGACCAUGAGCAUAGAUGCAGCCAAGAACGGAAGCGACUUCCUCCGAUUCGUAUUUCUAGCCCGGGACUACCUACAGACCCUGGAGCACUACCCCUCAGUUGAACCUGGACCGGAUUCUCCUGCACUGCUCACCUUCGACCCCUUCAUCGGCCGCCAACUCCAGACGGCCACUCCAAUACGCGUCAUCCCGCCUCCAUCUCUCAAGGAGACUUGCAAGGCCCUUCACAGAUUGCUGGAUGGCUUGUACGAGAUCAGCCUUCUCGCCACAACCGACCGGCUAAGUAUUUGGGACGCAUUGGGAAAUACGCGCCAGUGGAUACCCGACCCACCUCAAUGUGUACCUUACAUACGAUCGCUGACUCAGUCUACCUUUUCCGAUGGCGUCCUUAUACUCAACAGGUACACUUUUGGUUGGAUGAUCAAUCAGUUCUUCCUCGAAUCUGUUGGAGUCUCCUAUGAUUCCAUUUAUGCCAUGGUGUCGUCCAGAUGGGACGGGGAUGACCAAGAGCUUCUAAAAAAUGUCGGACGUGCACUGGUCAAGGUAGUUGCACCACAUAUUCGAGCACAUUGGCAUAACCCACCUCGAAGACGCCGGCAUUUCAUGAAGUCCUUGGUUGAUUGGCACACACUCUACGACACACUGGUGCAGGUUCAGGAGAAUCUGAGCUUAGAGGAUGUUCCGAGAAGACACUUCCUCACAAGGCUGCCGGAUAUCGCUCUUCUGUGGCGGCUUUCUGUUGUUCGCGAGGUCGUGCUUUCUGGUUUUCAACUGGAACUCUACGCCAAGGAGGAGAGAGCUUUCGCGUAUUGGUACGCGACGCAAGUCAUAGAUGCACAUCUGAAAAGUCUGGAUCAUCUAGUGCCAGUCGUACUAGAAGAAUCCCCAGUACACUGCGAGAUGUUAUUCCAAGUCCAAUUCUUGACGGCUCUGCAAGCAUUAUGUACAGCGUCAUUCCUGGUAUCCAUGCCCCUCAUGUCAUCCGACUGGGACGGCAUGCGACCCAAUUUCUACCGGCGGUACAAGUGGGCCUUCCGAGCCGAGUACGACGCCUCCGAUGUGCCCGUUGUCGCGCAGCCCGAGUUGCAUGCAUUCAUCCGGACCUGUGCUGAAAUCCUCGAGGGCGGCAACCCGACACCGGCUGACGACGUUGAGCUUGCGCGUACCGUCUUGACCGACCUCAUUGUGUCUACAAAUACUGGUGGUUGGGCAGGGUCGUGGGGCCAGGAUCGAACACAAGCCCUUCAAAACCUUGUUGCUGUUUGUGACAGCCUAUCCCAUCUCCCCGGCAGUGUGGAGGUGAUGGAAACCUUUGAUGCUUCGUCACUGAAAUGGGAUCCUGGUUUCCAUCCUUGGUUCCCUUCUCUCCAACAUCUAGAUUCUUCAAGCGCUUCAACACCUUAG